UCUCAAAUUAUUCGUUUCGAGAUAUCGUGGACAAUAAUGGUUGUUUUAUCGAGAUAUUCGAAUACGAAAAUGUUCCUUGCUUGAGCAAAGAAAUUUGAUUCAGAAUAAAAGAAGAUGGGAGUAGGAGAAAAAUUGAAGAGGUGGAUCUUUUGCAGAAAAAGAGCAAAGGAUUAUGAAGUUGAUUCAUCGCAAAGUUCAGAUAGAAAAAAGAAACGUAAUGCGAGGCUUCAACGGUGGAUGUGGCUGGCGACACAAGUUUUGCUGUCGCCAUUUUUCUGCAUUGGAGGACAAAAACGUCCGAACGAUGAUUUUGAUCCGAUAGUUCUGGAUUUUGGUUUCGGCGACAAUGAAAUAUGGAUAGAUCCAAUGACUUAUAACAAUGAAAGAACUCAGGAUAAAACAGCUGCUGGUGAUAAUGUCAGUGUUUUAUCUGGAGAUUCUCUCGUGGUUCUGUUUGGUCAAAAGAAAAAGGAGGAAAAGUUGCUGAAAAAAGAACCUUUGGACAUCGAGAGUAUAAAAGUAAAAAUUAUUGAAAGAACGAAAUCGUUCGAGAAUCUUCCAGGAAUGGUGUUUGAUGAAAAUGAACUCGUUUUGGAAAAUUUGAAGGGUAAAGUAACAUACCGUCGUCCAAAGACAGCACCUCCAACACGAGAAGCAGCUCGUUACUCACCCGCCGAAGCAUUUUGGACUCCACUUGAUGACACUGGUAUUGGUCUUCGUCAAAUUAAUCAGGAGCUUCCAAGUCUUCAACAAUAUGUGGAAGCACGCGAGAAAAAGAGACGACAAAGAAGAUCGGCCACGGCUCACUCUUUUCCGAGCAACAUCAAAAAAUCCAGCAUGGAAAACUUGCAGAUUAUGAAAGACGUUAAGUUAACGCUCGAUCAUGUAUUGGAUAAAGUUUCAAUUUUACAAGAGGUUGAAAAUGAAGCAAAAGAUUUCAUCAACAUGAUAGUUGACAGAGUGUUAGAGAUUGAAGACAUCAAAGAAAUUCUACAAUCUCCGUUAAACUCAGAAAGCGAUUUGUUUUCAUCAAUGUCUUCAGACUGUGAUAGUCUUGAUAUAACCGAUUUGUUGUGCGACAUUGACGAAAUUGAGCAGAAAAGUAAUCUUCAGCAACCAUCCGACGAUAAAGAGAGUGGACAAUGUUUUGUUGCUGAUGAUAACCAGCUCUAACAAAUGAGAUGAAUACCGGGUUCUAUUUAUGAUUUUCCUCCUUGU
Molecule: messenger RNA, 1218 nt
Organism: Styela clava
Lineage: Eukaryota; Metazoa; Chordata; Ascidiacea; Stolidobranchia; Styelidae
Source: RefSeq, a predicted model, not a curated record